Molecule: messenger RNA, 1361 nt
Organism: Nomia melanderi (Alkali bee)
Lineage: Eukaryota; Metazoa; Arthropoda; Insecta; Hymenoptera; Halictidae
Gene: OXA1L
Product: OXA1L mitochondrial inner membrane protein
Biological process (GO): protein insertion into mitochondrial inner membrane from matrix
Cellular component (GO): mitochondrial inner membrane
Molecular function (GO): membrane insertase activity
Source: RefSeq, a predicted model, not a curated record
UAUAGGUAGUUCUCUCGUUAUUCGUAGACGCUGUGUAUGCUUUAGGGAAUUACGAAAUUAUACGUACUUGUCGCAUGGUUCAUUCCUAUUUUACGGAUAAAUAAAGAUAAACAAUAACAGUAAACUAUAUAACUGACAAAAUGUUGUCGCGAUUGUCUAUGAAUCUCGGACAGCGAUUAGUGUCAACUUCAAACAGAAGUUCUCCGAAAGUAAUGAAAUUCGUUGCAAUUACCUCAGUACGGCAUCAAAGUACAAUUAAUUCAGAACCGAUUGCAUGUAUAGCAGAUAUUCCUCAAGAUACACCAAAUGUAGCAGAAGUAGCAGAAACUAUAUUGAAAUUUCAUCCAAAUGGUGAACCUACUUCGGAAAGUUUAGGAUUAAGUAUAUUGGACCCUAUAGUUCUGGUUCAAAAAGGUCUAGAAAUACUUCACACCUCUUGUGACUUGUCUUGGUGGACAACAAUUGUUGCAGGAACAGUUGUCAUCAGAUUAUUCUUACUACCAUUCAUGAUUAAGGCACAGAAAAAUGGUGUCAAGAUGAAAGAAAAUAUGCCAAUAAUAACAGAGUUAAAUAAGAAACGUGCCUUGGCCAAAAAUAGAGAAGAAGCUAAUAAACAUUUAAUGGAAAUGCAUAAACUUAUGAAGGAAAAACAGAUUAGCAUUCCUAAAAUUCUGAGUACAAUGCUGGUACCAGUUCCUGUAUUCAUAUCAAUGUUCUUUGGUUUAAGAGCAAUGGCAAAUACUCCACUUGAAAGUUUAAAAGAAGGUGGUCUGUGGUGGUGUAAAGAUUUAACUAUUGCCGACCCAUAUUACAUUUUACCUUUACUUAAUUCUUUAACAAUAUAUCUGACUCUAAAACGUUCUUUAGCUACUGGUGAAAUCAUGCUCCCUCCACAGAUAAAAUAUGUCUUCUAUAUACUUCCAGUUAUUACAUUUCCAUUCUUAUGCAAUUUUCCAGGGAUUAUGUUGUGUUAUUUUAUAACAACAAAUAUUUGUACUUUAAUCCAAACUGAAGUAUUACAACUAAAACGAGUAAGAACAUACUUGAAGCUUCCAGAUAUGACAAACCAUCAAUCUAUGACUGCUGUAAACUCAGAAGACUUAGUAAAAGCAAUGUCUAAAACCUGGUCUAAUACGAAAAAUGCAUAUCAGUCUUCAGAAAAAGAAAUCACAGAUACAUCAUUUGAUAAAACAAGGAAACAACCUAUGAAAGGUGUAUUCAACCCACCAAAAAAUCCAUUGUCAACAGUACAGAUUAAAACAAAAAAGAGAUAAUACUGAAUGUAUAAAUUUUGUGAAUACAAUAGUGUUAUUUAUUGUAUUUAUUUCCCACCUUAACAAUAAAUAAUAACUUUAGUCAUG